Molecule: messenger RNA, 2035 nt
Organism: Brienomyrus brachyistius
Lineage: Eukaryota; Metazoa; Chordata; Actinopteri; Osteoglossiformes; Mormyridae
Gene: ngs
Product: notochord granular surface
Exons: 11
Coding region: 79-1539 (486 amino acids)
Biological process (GO): skeletal muscle organ development
Cellular component (GO): cell-cell junction; Z disc; intermediate filament
Source: RefSeq, a predicted model, not a curated record
UCCGCAUUCAGCUCAGAGCAGAUCUCCGAGUCGCCAUCUCCACAGUCAGCACUGAACAGCCGCUGCAGGCAUCCAACCAUGAGCCAGAGUCCAGAGAGGAUCUCAUCCUACCGACGGCACUUUGAGGACGGCUCACCCAGCCUCCUGCGUGUCGCGAGCCCAUCCCCGACCCGCCGACAUCGCUCAGCCAGUGCCAUGGCGACCAGCAUGCGUGUGGAGAGCGUGGGGAAGAGGGCGUUCUCUAGCACACGCUCGCCCCUCAGGGCCAGCAUUAGCACGAGCGCGCUCUGUGUCAGCGCCCGCAUGGCCGGCGCCUUCGACCUGGAGGCAGCCACUGCGGAGAACCAGCAGUUCCUCAGCACGCGGAGCAGUGAGCGGCAGGAGAUGGUGGUGCUGAACGACAGGCUGGCGGCCUACAUCGAAAAAGUUCGCACUCUGGAGCAGGACAACAAGCUGCUGGAGACGGAGAUUAGCGAGCUGGAGAAGCGGUUCGUCAAGCCAUCGGGGCUGCGGGGUCUCUACGAGGAGCAGCUGAGGGAGCUACGGAGGGUCGCCGAGCAGAUGAAAGCACAGCGGGACCUCGCUCACUCUGCAAAAUCCGCAAUGGCCUCUCAGCUUGAGAUGCUUAAAGUCAAAUAUGAGGAAGCAGUAGAAGCCCGGAAGAAGGCCGAGCUGGAGAUCGAAGCCUUUCGGCCGGAUGUGGACGCAGCUACCUCUGCUCGUAUCAGCCUGGAAAAACAGCUCGAGAACCUGCAGGCGGAAGUUGAAUUUCUGAACAGGGUGCAUAAAGAGGAAAUCGAGGAAUUAAUGCAACAGAUUUUCAGCGCAGUUGCCAAAGUCGAGGUGGCAUUCUCUCUCCCAGACUUAGCUUCUGCCCUUAAAAAAAUCCAGUCUCAGUAUGACAACAUUGCCGCAAAGAAUUUACAGGAGAUGGAUGCUUGGUAUAAAGCGAAAUUUGAAGACCUAAAUAACGCCUCUAGUAAACAUGUGGAAAAAGUCCGAAACGUAAGAGGAGAGAUUUCAGAAAUGAAGAAAGAUAUUCAGAGUAAGGAGCGUGAGUUGGAUGCUCUGAAGACCAGGAACGAGGCUCUGAAAGUGAAAAUCCGAGAGACUCAAGAGAGGCACAAGAAAGAACUGGAGGAACUACAGGGGAAGAUCGACAGCCUUAAACUCGAGCUGAAGUCCAUCAAGGAGAAAAUUGCUCUUCACAUGCGAGAAUAUCAGGAUCUGCUGAAUGUAAAGAUGGCUCUAGAGAUAGAAAUAAUCACCUACAGGAAGCUCAUAGAAGGUGAGGACACACGCCUGACGGGCAUGGUGAGAGGGACGUCUCUGAUGAGAGGCAGCACCGAUACCAGCUGGGGCAUGACAGGUCACACCAGCGCCAUCGAGAGCUAUUCCAAGGAACAGGCAGUGGAGGUGACCGAGAGGAAGACAUUGCUGAUCAGAACAGUUAAGGCAGAAGAUGAAGUCAUACAGAGCGACAUUCAAGAGCGAACCUUUAGCAUUUCAGGUGCGGCAGAUGAUUCUGAUGAAGAAUAGAAAAGCAAAGCUACUUUCUAAUCCCCUUUGAAGUGCCUCAGAGUCCACAACCAUGGACAGUCAUUCCUGUAACCGUCUUUUUGAAGUACCCCAGAGUCGACGUCCAUGGGCAAGGUUUCCUGUAACCCUCUUUUAAGGACACCAGAGUCCACAACCAUGGACAGUCAUUCCUGUAACCGUCUUUUUGAAGUACCCCAGAGUCGACGUCCAUGCCAAUCUUUCUAUUCCCCUUAGAAGGACCAAAGGACUCAUGUCUAUGUCCAAUCUUUCUUCUAAGGCCCCAGAAUCAACAUCCAUGGAAAUUUUACCCCGUUUGAAGGACCCCAGAGUCCAAACUGACAUCCAGCUCCUUCUCCACAAUAUAACAUUACAUAGAGUCACAGAGGGAUUACACUGGUACUCUGUACAAUGGGGCAUAAUAAGGAAUUAAAAAAAAAUUCUUUUUGCUUAAUCCAGCUUUUGCUUAAGAAACUGUCAAAUAAAAUUCUCAGCAAAA